Messenger RNA from Chenopodium quinoa (quinoa), 3198 nucleotides. Its product is annotated as U-box domain-containing protein 3-like. The coding region runs from base 521 to 2839 and encodes 772 amino acids. The transcript is spliced from 5 exons. Gene Ontology annotation, biological process: protein ubiquitination. Gene Ontology annotation, molecular function: protein binding; ubiquitin-protein transferase activity. Lineage: Eukaryota; Viridiplantae; Streptophyta; Magnoliopsida; Caryophyllales; Amaranthaceae. The record is from RefSeq and is a predicted model, not a curated record. Gene Ontology annotation, cellular component: nucleus; cytoplasm.
GUUUCUUUCAUUUUUCUCUUUUCCUGCUUUAAUGUUUUUUUCAUUCUUUUGUACCUAUCGGGCUGAGAUAUGUGUGGUUAGUGAAUGUCAAAUUGAUGAAGGAAAACUUGUAAUUAUUAGUUGAAUGCUGUUAUGAUCAAGUGCUCGAAGCUUAUGAGCUAGGUCUGAUUAAGCUUACUUUAGAUGUACGAUUUAUUCUUGUGUAUUGAGAUGGCAUGUAUGUUGGGUUAGAUUGCUGUCUCAAGGAGCUUUCUAUGAUCUAUCUUUUGGGCACGGAAGUUCCAUCUGAAUGUCAUUUCUGUUAGAGCCUCACAGUUCAGAAGCAAUAUGAAAUUCUGUCUCCCUUCUUCCUGCUGAGCUGAAGAAACUGGAUUCUCUGCUGAAUCUAGUCUGUUUGUCAUUGGUGUCAAAGUUUAUGUUCUUAACUUUAUUAGAUUGAGCCUUUCCUUUGUAUGUCCUUUUUUGGCUUGGAGCUCUAUGCAUUAAAUAGAAUGCUUUCCAAACUGACUUGUAGGGUGAAAUGGAGACGACAUAUAUGAGAUGUCUGAACAACAGUAUAUCUCGAUUCAUUCAUUUGAUGUCAUGUCAGACAUCAAAGGCUAUGCCUACUCAAAACGAUUUUGAGAGUUUGGCUAUUAUGCUGAAACAUUUGAAACCUGUCCUUGAUGAAAUUAAUGAUGAUGACAAGAUAGCUUCAGAAGGAAAUUUAUGGAAGGAGUGUGAAGAUUUGGAUGCUUACAUCAAUUCUGCCAGAGAAUUUAUGGAACGAUGGUCGCCGAAAAUGAGUAAACUUUUAACUGUUUCACAAAGUGAGCAAUUGAUGAAAAGAAUCAGGAGUUCUUCCCUUGAGAUAUGUGGUAUAUUGUGUAGGUUAUUACGGACAUCAUCGUCUUCAUCUAGUUUCGCUGGUGUGCAAGUAUGUACCGAGAUAAUGCAUUGUGUCCAGGAACUUCAAAGCUGGCAGCCUGAGCGGAUCUCAGUACACAUUGAACAAGCUCUAAAAAGUAAAAACGAUAGCCUGAUUUCUUGUAGUGAACACUUGGCAGAAAUCGUGGAGUCUCUGAGCCUAGCAUCAAAUCAGGAAUUACUUAAAGAGAGUAUUGCUGUUGAAAAGGAAAGGGUGAAAGUUUAUGCGAACAAGUGCACAGAAAAAGUGGAUCAGACCAACCAAAUUGUGGAUCUCCUGGCUCUUAUUCGUGACUAUAUGCUAACAAACGGAUGCUCUGGAACAAUAAAUGGAGUUCCUAUCCCUUCAUACUUCCGCUGCCCGUUGUCAUUAGAUUUUAUGUUAGAUCCAGUCAUUGUAGCUUCUGGACAAACAUUUGAGAGGUCGUCCAUCCAAAGAUGGCUUGAUCAUGGGCUAAAUACUUGCCCCAAAACCCGCCAAUAUCUUUCACACACGAAUAUCAUACCAAAUUACACUGUCAAGGCACUGGUAGCAAAUUGGUUUCAGGAAAAUAAUCUGAAGCCUCCAAAUAGCUCUGACAGCACUGAUGCCGAUGACAGCUCCAGUGCUCAAGAUGUAAUCCGUACUGAUAGUUUCCGUUGCUCAGUUCAUAGCAGUGACUCUAUGUCUAGGUCCUCCUUAGAGAUUGGAGAUGCAGUUGGAAGGCUAAAUAUCGAUGAUCCUUCUGUAUCUGAUGAGGUGAGCUCCAGCAUGUGCCAAGGUUUGGAAGCGAAGAAGUCCAACAACCGUUCCCCUGAACACUCAUAUGCUCAUAGUAGGACCCACUCUGCAACAAGUGCUUUUUCCAGCUGUGACUAUAUGCCUUCAUCAACAACUGAAAUAUCAAGGAUAUCUGACAGACAUGAAAAUGUAGGCGAGUUCACGUCAGAGCGUUCUACAUGUAAUUCUUUAUCAGGGAGAGGAUCUCAAAGUGCAAAAACAAGUUCUGAGAAUGGGAGCAAUAACUAUUCCAGAGUUAACUCACUUUCAUUCUCUGACUCAGGACAUGAUGAAACAACUACACCAUCCCAUGUUGAUGAAUUGGUAGAGAAACUAAAAAGUCCAUCCCAUGCGCUGCAAACUGCAGCUGCAGCCGAGCUGCGACUUCUUGCUAAGCACAACAUGGAUAAUCGCAUCAUUGCUGGGAAGUGUGGGGUCAUUGGCCCUUUAAUCUCACUUUUACACUCUGAUGUAAAGAUAACCCAAGAGCAUGCUGUGACUGCCCUUCUAAACCUUUCACUUAAUGAAGAAAUCAAAGCAAGGAUCGCAGAAGCAGGAGUAAUUGAACCAUUGAUACAUGUUCUUAAGACAGGAACUGAUACAGCUAAAGAAAACUCAGCUGCAGCUCUUUUCAGUCUCUCUCUUCUUGAAGAUUAUAAGUCAAAGAUUGGGCGCUCAGGGGCAAGCAAAGUGCUGGUCGAUCUUCUUGCUAGGGGGACCGUCAGAGGGAAAAAGGAUGCUGCAACUGCCUUGUUUAAUCUAUCCAUCUGUCAUGAAAAUAAAGCUCGAAUAGUUCAAGCUGGAGCAGUGAAGCAUCUUAUUGAGCUUUUAGACCCUCCCACAGGAAUGGUUGACAAAUCUGUAGCCCUUCUCGCAAAUCUAUCCACAAUCUCUGAAGGGUGUAUGGCAAUUGCUAAAGAAGGUGGUAUACCGUUGAUUGUCGAGAUUGUCGAGUCAGGGUCACAAAGAGGAAAGGAAAAUGCUGCUUCCGUGCUGUUGCAAUUGUGUCUUAAUAGUCCCAAGUUUUGCAACUUGGUACUCCAAGAAGGUGCUGUUCCUCCACUUGUUGCUCUAUCUCAGUCGGGAACCCCUAGAGCUAAGGAGAAAGCUCAGCAGCUUCUAAGUCAUUUUCGUACUCAACGUGAAGGGGCUGCAGGCAAGAAGAAAAAGUGAGACAACAUAUGCUACUGCUAUAUUCUUUGUUUUGUAUUUUCAGAGCUAGGCCAUUUGCGUUAGAAAAUCUAUGUCCGUCAUGUAGAUCAGGUAUUCUUUUAAUCGUAAAUCUUUUCAAUCAAGUAUGCCGUCAUUAAUUUUUUGUUUGUCUAGUACAUAUUAGUUCCUAGUCAGGUAGGGGUUUGUCAGUAAUUAUUUCACCAAAGUUUCAUUAGCCGUCGUGAUGAGCUUGAUCUUGAUUAAGGAUUACUGUGUAUAUGUGUAAUAUAGAAUCUUGAUGUUCACUACGCAUUGUUCUGUUUGCUUUACAUAUAUUAUGUAAAGAUUACAAGCUUAAGCAUUCAACGGCUUUUUAGGCA